Messenger RNA from Lodderomyces elongisporus, 1062 nucleotides. RefSeq lists its product as uncharacterized. The record is from RefSeq and is a predicted model, not a curated record. The coding region runs from base 1 to 1062 and encodes 353 amino acids. Lineage: Eukaryota; Fungi; Ascomycota; Pichiomycetes; Serinales; Debaryomycetaceae. The transcript is spliced from 3 exons.
AUGCCCUUUUUUAAUAAAUGUUUUCAAAACGUCUUUGCAAAGGAUUCCAAACCUUUUUACUUUUCCAAAAAACUUGGAUCUCAACUGCCUGUCCAAGAAUCUAUAAUUCCAGAAGAGGCCGAAAGGUUUCUCAUUGCUGAAGGUGUUAGACGCUCCACAAUUGCCGGUGAGAAAAGACCGUGCAAAAGAGGUGAUGUUUUCAAAGUGUCCUUGCUGUUCCAGGGGUUGAGGACAAAAUUCAAAUCGUUCAACCCAAAGAUGUUCCAAUGGAUGAAAUGGUUGCAGCAAGUAAACGACACCGAUUUUAUACAAUCGUUUGUUUCGAAGCAACAUUCUGUGGUUAGAAUUGGUGAGUCUGCAUUUACAUCUGCUGAUAAAAAGUAUCUCAUCUACAGAGUUUCAAAGGAACACUUUGAAGAAAUUGAAAGUGAAGUUGCAAAUUCAACUACUCUCUGGGAAGAAGAUUUAGUUUUGCCUCCAUAUCUUCAUCUUUUUAGUAUGAAGGUCUAUGAUGAGGACAGGUACUAUACUAUAAGCCCUGUUCUUGACAACAAGGCUGAUAGGGAUGAUUUCAUUUCUACACGAAACACUUGCUAUACCAAUGAAGCUUUGUCUACUGCGCAUUGUUCCCGCACGUCGUGGCAACACAUAUACUGUAUUGAUCAAGAUAGUAUAAUGGGCACUAUCGGGAUUCCAAUGCUUGCCGAGGAGAGGGAGAAUCUACUCUUAAAGCUUUCACAACAAACAAAACAUCUUGUAGCUCAAAAGAAAACAAACUACAAGCUUGUUAUAGGAAUUGUCUUUAAUGAGAAAAUUCGACCAAAAAUCCAAGUUUGGUUUGACGCCCACCACCGAAUUUAUAAGGGAGAGGGCAGGAUUAAGACUCUCUUCAGGUUUGGCAAAGCAAAGGCCAGAACACCUGAAGAGUAUGCUUCAUGGUUGCUAGAAAGUUUAGAUCAACACAUUGAGGUUAUAGAGGGGGAACUACAUCCAGAAAACUUUGAAAUCACGACACCACCCCUAACAGGGGAGCCCACCGACCUCUGCUACCGUUUCCCAUAG